UCAGCGUUUGGACAUAAAGAGGAUGACUAGCCGCAGAAAACCCUUAUGAUGGAUGCCGGCAUACUUGAAAGCAGGCGCGGCUGAAUCAAUACAAGCCAGGCUUGGUUUCAACUUGGUCUGCUAUGCACUUCACGACUUUACGACCGACCAUGAACAAGCUCAGAAAGCCCAAGCCCCCCGCUACGAUAUCUAGCCAAUCUACCAAAACAGCUGGUUCUAACGGUUCUAACCCCUGUUUUGUUUCUGUCCCAAGCAACCCUCCAGUGUCGAGAACGAUGCAAAUCGCGAGCGCCUCACUUGCUGUGGAAAGAACCUCCGCACACAACGGUACGCUGGAAUAUGCUAAGACGACAUGGUUAUCUGCGCCUGCUGCUGCUAAGCCUCGCACACAUGUCGAGCAGUACUGGGCUGCACGUGCACUGGUUGCUGAAACGGUGCUGACAACACGUGUUCAACAUCAGAAGGAGAUGGCAGAAGUGAGGUUGGGGGAGGAGGAGAAGCGUACGAACCAGAUUGCGGCUCUCGUGCGGGCGAACGAACAGCGUCAGAGCAGGCUCGAGAAGUUUGUCGUUGUCCUUGUAGCAUGUUUUAUGCUUCUCUUCCUUGUGCUAUUAUAUAUGCUGGUGCUGCACGAUUCUCCGAAAUCGAAGGGUGCCUCGCACUUCACGAUCCCGAUCCUGUCCCCGUUUACCUCAGUGGUCGAACACGAAAUAGGAGCUAUCAGUGCGAGAUCCGUGUCAGUCUUUAUCGUCGUACUGGGUGUCCUAUCAUAUGCCAUCUUCCGACAUUGGUUUUCAAAACAUAGAAAAGUGGGGUGGUAAUUCAUGGUAGUCAUGAGGACGGUGGCUUCUCCAGUGGGAUUGUGGCUGGUGGGUGCCAAGACCACGUGGUUGCGAUACUCGUCCGAAUUGGGUCCGGACUCCGCAGCGAGACGCGUUUCUUGUGCUCGCCAGUUGGUGUGUAGCAUCUCUUGCCUUGGGAUUUUAAGCCAGUUGUUGUUAUUUUUAUGUAUUAUAUUUUACCAUAGUAGCAACAGUUAUAUUAGACUGGAGGUUGACACUGGA
Molecule: messenger RNA, 1064 nt
Organism: Suillus paluster
Lineage: Eukaryota; Fungi; Basidiomycota; Agaricomycetes; Boletales; Suillaceae
Exons: 4
Coding region: 123-821 (232 amino acids)
Source: RefSeq, a predicted model, not a curated record